AUGGACAGCUAUCCUAUUCCUAUGAUCGAUCAAUUGCUCGAUGAGUUGCGAGGAGCAGAGGUGUUUUCAAAGUUGGACCUGCGAGCCGGCUAUCAUCAAAUACGAGUCAAGGCGGAGGACGUUCCCAAGACUGCGUUCCGCACACACGACGGACAUUACGAGUUUUUAGUCAUGCCAUUUGGCUUGACUAAUGCCCCAGCCACAUUUCAAUCGGUCAUGAAUGAAGUAUUCAGACCAUAUUUGAGGCAAUUCGUGCUGGUCUUUUUUGAUGACAUCCUGGUGUUUAGCAAGAAUCCGCAGGAGCAUGCUGAACAUUUGAAGUUGGUACUAGACAAGCUGCAGAAGCAUCAGCUCUACGCCAACAGAAAGAAGUGCGAGUUCUGA
Messenger RNA from Brassica oleracea var. oleracea, 384 nucleotides. Its product is annotated as RNA-directed DNA polymerase homolog. The coding region runs from base 1 to 384 and encodes 127 amino acids. The record is from RefSeq and is a predicted model, not a curated record. NCBI's taxonomy places the organism in Eukaryota, Viridiplantae, Streptophyta, Magnoliopsida, Brassicales, Brassicaceae. The transcript has a single exon.